AUGGCACCCUUCAGGUUAGAUAGUAUACUGAUCAUAUACCCAAAAUCUCAGAAUACUCUCGUUCAAUUCGGUCUGAAUGAUGAGACUUUUGCCGUUCCAGAAUACAACAUUCCAACGCGCAUAUUUAGAGACAAAAUCUCUGGUAACUAUUACUCAGAAGCUACAGAGACAACAGAAGAAAUAAAUCCAAUCCAGCAAGGUAGAAUUAAAGAUUUAGACGCCUUUUUACAGUACCUGAAGUUGAUUUACGGGUCUAUUCUAUCUCGUAAAUCUAAAGAAAAUCCACAUGCAUUCGAUGGUGAAUUGUCUAACAUUCCAAUAAUAUUGGUUACCCACUAUUCAUGGUCACAAUCACAACUCGAACGGAUAACACAAUUUGUAUUCGAAUCGUUGAAUGUCAACAACUUAUUAUUACUCCCAUCAUCGCUAGCAGCCUCAUACUCAAUGGUUUCCUUACAAAACUGUUGCGUUAUCGAUAUUGGCAAAGAACAUACCGAUAUCAUCCCUAUAGUUGAUUACACUCCAUUGAACCACUUAGCAUCUUCUAUACCAAAUGGUGGAGACUUCGUUACUGAAAACUUAGCCAAGAUUUUACCCAAUUUAACAAAAGAACAAAUCGAACAUUUAAAAUCAUCUGAAAUCUUCGAGGUUUUGAGUGAUGACAUGCUGCAAAAGAACUCCGACCUGGUAAAUGAAGCUUUGGAUGAGGAAGAUGAUACAAUUAAUGUUGCAGAUAUAAUCACGAGUGGUCGUGACACCAGAGAAUUCUUGGAAGAAAGAGAUCGUAAGAAAAAGGAGAAAAAUUUACCAAAUGUAGAUAUGGAGACAAACUCAUUUUGGGAUCCUACGACUAAACAAAAUAUAAGCGUUGGAAAAGAAAGAUUCCAAGGCUGCCACGACCUAAUUUCCAAAAUCUCCAAGAGAGUUGGACUCAUAUUAAAUCAGGUUGAUGACAUCAAUAGAGUGAAACAAAUUUGGGAAAAUAUUGUUAUUCUCGGCGGUACUUCAUCCAUUAAUGGCUUCAAAGAAGGGUUACUUGCACAGCUACUCAAAGAUCAUUUGGUGACCGAGCCAGAAGAAGAAAGAGCAAAAAGAGAACAGGAAGCUUUUGAUGCCCUGCCAGCUUCCAAAAGGAAAAACAAAGUUGCCAGUACAUAUGUUCAGAAUGUAGAGUACACACAAAUUCCAUCAAUUAUUAGACUGGCAAAGUAUCCUGAAUACUUUCCGGAAUGGAAAAAGCAAGGUUAUGCAGAAAUAGCUUUCCUUGGUGCGCAGGUGGUCUCUAAACAAAUCUUUACCCAUUCUAGGGAUGCGUUCUACAUAACGAGGGAAAAAUAUAACGAAUUUGGUCCAAGCUGUCUUUGGAAUGUUGAAUUAUAA
Kazachstania africana CBS 2517 is the source of this 1380-nucleotide messenger RNA. RefSeq names its product Arp9p (gene ARP9). The record is from RefSeq and is a predicted model, not a curated record. The transcript has a single exon. Bases 1 to 1380 code for a protein of 459 amino acids. NCBI's taxonomy places the organism in Eukaryota, Fungi, Ascomycota, Saccharomycetes, Saccharomycetales, Saccharomycetaceae.